This is a messenger RNA of Chironomus riparius, 1443 nucleotides long. The record is from the annotation of a GenBank genome assembly. Lineage: Eukaryota; Metazoa; Arthropoda; Insecta; Diptera; Chironomidae.
AUGAUGGUUCCUAUAAAUGCAAGUGUGGAAAUGAAACGAAAAUUUCCGAAAUCUAUUCCAUUCAUUCUCGUUCUAUGUUUGUUGGAACGAGUCAGUUCGAUUGGAAGUAAUUCAAUCCUCCUCUUGUAUCUUCAUCACAAACUAGAAUUUGAUCAAUCAACAUCGACAGCCUUAUAUCAUACAAAUGAGUUCCUGACUUUCUUCUUCCCUAUCAUUGGUGCUGUCAUAGCUGAAAGCUAUUUAGGAAUUUUCAAAACACUUUUGGCUAGUUCAUUACUAUUUUGUAUAGGAACAGGGAUCGUUGCUAUUGGUGCAAUUGAGUUGUUGCAUCUUCCUGCAGUACCACUUACAUUUCUUGGUUUAUUUAUGGCUGUGUUUGGAAUUGGAUGUCUUCGUGGAAACAUCACAGCAUUUGGAGGCAAUCAGUAUAAAUUACCAGAAGAAUCGCAAAUCUUUCAACUUUUCUUCUCGCUUCAAAUUAUGUUUGUGAAAGGUGGAGCAUUGAUGAGUCGAAUUUUUAGUCCAGUUGUAAGGCAAGACAUAAAAUGCUUUGGAGCAAACGAUUGCUAUCCAUUAGCAUUUGGAUUGACUUUAGUUACGAUGUUUUUGGCAUUUUUGAUAACUUUAGCAGGAAAGCCAUUUUAUGUUCAUCGUCCAGUCAGCGAAAAUAUUUUUAUGGAAGUUUGUGGCUGUGCCUUUUAUAGUCUGAAGAAAAAGAUGUCAAGAGGAAAUGAGGAAAAGAAGAGUCAUUGGCUUGAAUAUGCUGAAGACAAAUAUGAGCCACAAUUGAUUGAAGACACAAAGAAAGUUUUUAAGAUUCUGAAAGUUUUUAUUCCAGUUCCGAUUUUCUGGUCAGUUUAUAUGCAGCAGAGUUCAAGGUGGAUCUUUCAAGCUACAAGAACAGAUGGUGAUCUUGGAUUCUAUACAAUCAAACCAGACCAAAUGAUAGCGUUGAAUCCUAUAUCAUCAAUUACUUUAAUUCCAGUCUGUAAUUAUGUCUUCUAUCCAUUACUGUCCAAAAUUAAUCUUGGCGGUUUGCUUGCAAGGAUAACGAUUGGUGGGUACAUAUGUUUCACUGCAUUUUGCAUUUCCACUGUUGUCGAAGGAAUAAUUCAAGAGCACCGGAUCUCAAUGCUAUGGUUGGCACCUCAAUGGAUACUUGUAGCUUUAAGUGAAAAUUUCUUUAUGGUGUCAGUCAUGAAUUUUGCUUACACCGAGGGACCUGCUCGUAUGAAAUCAGUCAUGACAGCUUGUGUCUACACAACAAUCGCAAUCGGUAACAUUUUUGUGACACUAAUUAGCGGUUCAAAGAUCUUUUCAAAUCAAGUUCAUGAAUUCAUUUUUUUCCUUACUAUUUUAUUUUUUGCAAUGAUUUUAUUUGCAAUUUUGGCGAUGAAUUUUAGAAAGUCGCAAAGUAAGGAACGAGAUGAUGUUGAGAAUUAG